Molecule: messenger RNA, 1314 nt
Organism: Coccinella septempunctata (seven-spotted ladybird)
Lineage: Eukaryota; Metazoa; Arthropoda; Insecta; Coleoptera; Coccinellidae
Gene: Non3
Product: ribosome production factor 2 homolog
Exons: 3
Coding region: 133-1071 (312 amino acids)
Biological process (GO): ribosomal large subunit assembly; maturation of LSU-rRNA from tricistronic rRNA transcript (SSU-rRNA, 5.8S rRNA, LSU-rRNA)
Cellular component (GO): nucleolus
Molecular function (GO): rRNA binding
Source: RefSeq, a predicted model, not a curated record
AAGUGAAAACUACUUGCUCAAAUUCUAUGGUUUCAACGCAUAAACUUAAUGUCCGGGUUAGGAUUCUUGUCAACACGUGUUGAAGAUUCGCCAAGGUUUUUUUCGGGAAAUUUAGUUUAAUUACAACAAAAUAUGUCUGUUUUGAAACGUGUGGUCAAACCGACCACUCGGAAAGGGAAAAAAAUACUCAUCAAAAAGGAGCCACAAAUAAUAGAAGGUCCGAAGAAGACAUUGUUCUUCAAAGGUAGAAAAUGCAGCGAAAAUAUAAGACGUCUCCUGAAGGAUUUCUAUGAUCUGAAAAAGCCGGAUGCACUUAUGUUGACCAAAUCAAACGAUAUCACAAUUUUUGAAGAUGUUACACCAGUUGAGGCCUUCUCUAGGAAACACGAAACACCGCUAUUUCUAAUGGGAUCACAUAGUAAAAAACGUCCAGAUAAUUUAGUCGCCGGUAGAAUGUUCAACUAUUCCCUCCUGGAUAUGUUUGAAUUCCACGUAGAAAAUUGUCAAAACUUGAGAGACUUCUCAUCUAAUAAAAUCUUACUGGGAAUGAAACCCUGCCUUGUUUUCAACGGACCAAAGUGGGACGAAACAGAAGAGUUCAAACAGUUAAAAUCUCUUUUUAUUGAUCUCUUUCAUCGUGAAGAGGUAGAUUCUAUCAGACUUCAAGGUUUGGAACAUGUUUUGAGUUUCACGAUCACAGACACAGGUAAAAUUCUCUUGAGGUCCUACAAGGUGGUCUUGAAGAAAUCUGGGGGACGAACACCACGUGUGGAACUAGAAAAUAUGGGUCCCAAUGUUGAUUUAACCCUCAGAAGAAGCAAACUACCUUCUGAAGAUUUGAUGAAGGAAGCCUGUAAGAAACCCAAAGAACUCAAAGCCAAACCGAAGAAGAACAUUUCAACUGACGGUCUUGGAACCACUCAUGGCCGCAUCCACGUAGGUAAACAGGAGAUCAACAAACUACAGACUCGCAAAAUGAAAGGAUUAAAAAAAUCCGCUGUAGAGAUAAUGGCUAAAAAGAUGCUCGAAAAGAAAACAUCUAUGAAAAAGAAUAGCAAAGCUGAAAGAUAAAGUUCAGUGAUUGAGUGAUUAGACCAUAUGAAUGAAAAAUGAGAAUUUGUGAGAAGUUUCAGUGACAUGAUAUAAGAGUGUUAUUGAAUUUCAAAAUGACGUCCUUGAUAUGAAUAUAUAGGGGCUUGAAAGACACAACUCAUGUGACUGUUUUCUGUUAUUUAUUCUUUCAAGGAUCGUAUAAUUAGUUUUAAGUUGUAAAUAUUUUUUGUAUAAAUCUGAAAUAAACAGUUUUAUAUUUUA